GCUGCACAGAAACAUCUCAGCCAAACCGUCCAGGUCCGGUGGAGAUAAAGCGAUCAUGUCGAAGUCCAGCAGGGUUGUGUUGGUUCUGGGGGGAGCGGGGACGGUGGGCUCAGGGAUAGUGAAAGGCCUGCUGGAUAAAGGUUUUAAAGUUGCUGUGAUCUCCAGAGAUAGCGGCAGACUGGAGAAACUGCGGACCUCCGUCUCUCCCAACACCAAGGACAACCUCAUCACUGUGGUGGGAAAUGUUGGCUCAGAGGACAGUGCUGAACAGGCAAAGGAGGCCCUGUUGAAGCAGGUGGGGAAGGUGACCGAUAUUAUUUCUUCCCUGGGCUUCAGCUGGUGGCAGGGCGGUCCCCCACAUACCCAGUCCCUAAAAGACCUGCACUGGGUAAUGGAGACGUUACUGUUCAGCACAUUUGUCUCCUGGAAGGCUUUCUUCCCCCUGGUGAGGGACAACUCGGACUCCAGCUACACCUUCAUCACGGGAGGAGCUGGAGAGAAGCUGCUGAUGCCAGGGACUGGCUUCCUGACGGUGGGGGCUGCCAGCGCUCUAGCUUUCUGCCAGGUGCUGAGAGAGGAAUACCCCGAGGUGUCCUGUAAAUUCAACCAGGUGAAAAUCAACACAGGUGUAGGGACUCCGGAGCGCAUGGCCCCCGGCUACCUGAACCACCUGGACCUGGGCGAGGUGAUUGCAGCCCUGGUUGAAAGAAGAAGCCCCUCCCACGCUGUGUUCACCAUCAGCAGCCCUGCAGACUUAAAAACUGUUCUUCUGGAGGGGAACCCUUAGAAGACCCCCUUCCUUCAGAACACGAUCUGCAGCUGCUUCCGGGUUCUUGUUGCUUCUCUUUGCUUGUUUCAUUGGUUCUGUAACGUCCAAAAUGGCAUAUUUUUGCAUGUGUUGUUUUAUCUGUAAAAUAUGCAAACACUCCUAAAUGUUCUUGCACCAUGAAGAUCCCUUUUAGCACCUUGGCAGAAACAUCUUGGAUUUGAGCAGAUUUCCUCAGGAUCCAGUGGUGAAAUAUUGAAGAACUGUACCACAUCAAAUGUUUCACCCCCUACAUGAGCAGAGAUUACGGACUUAGAGCAUUAAAGACCCAGUUAAACUCCAAACUUUUAAACUGUGGGUUUGCUCUGCGGUCAAAAUUAUACAUAAAGCCUCUGUUUCUACUUUGCUUUUUGAAAAAAUCAAACAUUUACGAAUAUGUUUCAUAAAACCCUGUACGUAUGAAAAUAUCCCAUUUCCUGAGUUAAUUUUUUUAAAUCCGACACGUUUUCUCAUGAUAUUGAUCCGUUUGUCUUUUGCUAGAUGAUUCUGGGUCUCAUCCUCUAGCAGCCACUGACUUUAUUUUACUUAAGUAUACUAUAACCUAGCUGGACACCUGCAGGAUAGAUGAAUAAAUAAAUAUAUUUAAUUAAUGGCUUAUUCUGAGUGACUAUCUAAUAAGGCUGGAGAACCAAUCCACUGUAGAGGUUUUACACUCUCAGCCAACGGCCCCAAACCUAAGGGACAUUUUGGUUUUAUUUCAGGAGGAAUAAUAUUUUUCCAUGUUUAGUCUGUUUUCAUCAGUUUAAAUGUGAGUCCAACUCUCAGUUUCUACAAUGAUAAUUUGCUUCUUCUAAGCAGGAAAGAUGUAUUAGAUCCUAGCAGUUAGUUCUCUAUGAACUCUGGAUUAUUAUGAAUCACCCAGAAUAUCUAGAUCCGAGUUGAACUCUCCUGUUUAAUUAUACCUUCAUAAUGUGUCUAAACCAGAAGGCAUCUGAGGUCUUCCUCCCUAAGCUGCUGAAAAUGUCCUUACCAUCCUGUGAUCCGUUUUAGUUAUUAAUCUGCUCAUCCAACAGAGCAAGAAUUUCCCCAUAGCUGCUAAAUAUGGUUUAACGUUUAUUAAACCAGAUAUUGAGGCAUUUUAAUAUAACAGAUGAGAUGUUCUUUUUGUUCUUCAGUCAUGUUUAGAAGUUUACUCAGUUAAUACAUCAGUUUGAUCUAUAAAUCCAAUAGUCCUGGGAUCACAUAGGUCCAAAUGAAGGAACCUGAUCGAGUUCUGUUCUAGUCCAGUACAAGUCCAAUAAAGCUGUGCAGUUAUUGACUGUAGUUGUUUUAAAUGUGACAUCAGAAUUGGACCUUUGGUUUCAGAAAUAGAAAUCCAGCUUUAUUCUCUAAGAUAGUGACUAUUAAUCUUUAUCCUUUAGUUUUCAGUUUCUUCUGCAGCAUCAUAAAGUUGAUUUCUCUUACCUGAUUGCAUCUAUUGUAAUAAAGAAUCGUUAUCUUCCAAGUUUUUUUUUUGAUCAUUUAUGCUCCUGUUAAUUUUUUUUUUUUUU
Molecule: messenger RNA, 2316 nt
Organism: Cyprinodon variegatus (sheepshead minnow)
Lineage: Eukaryota; Metazoa; Chordata; Actinopteri; Cyprinodontiformes; Cyprinodontidae
Exons: 6
Coding region: 56-787 (243 amino acids)
Biological process (GO): fatty acid beta-oxidation
Cellular component (GO): mitochondrion
Molecular function (GO): 2,4-dienoyl-CoA reductase (NADPH) activity
Source: RefSeq, a predicted model, not a curated record